Molecule: messenger RNA, 654 nt
Organism: Scomber scombrus (Atlantic mackerel)
Lineage: Eukaryota; Metazoa; Chordata; Actinopteri; Scombriformes; Scombridae
Product: CD209 antigen-like protein C
Exons: 5
Coding region: 1-654 (217 amino acids)
Source: RefSeq, a predicted model, not a curated record
AUGUCAGCCACCUCAGUUACAUCUGUCAUCUCUGAAAACAACAACAAGCUGACUGCAGAGAACCAACAGCUGAAAACCAACCUGACCAAGGAAUAUAAUGUCUCAGAAAUGAAGAUCAAGAAACUAAUUGAAGAGAACCAGGAGCUGAAGACACUGAUCAACUUAACAGAACAAAUACGAAAAAUAGAGAACUGUGUUACUGUCACCCAGCAGAUCAUUGAUGCCUACUGCCCAAUAAAAGAUGGAAACAGACGGUGUAAACCUUGCCUAGAUGACUGGCUGCACCACCAGUCCAGCUGUUAUGCAAUCAAUAGCCCUAAUACUUAUGGUGGACUGAAAACCUGGGAGGAAGCUCGAGAGGACUGCAGAGGAAAGAAUUCAGACUUGGCUGUUAUAGUUAAUGAAGAUGAAAAGACAUUCAUCAGUGAUAACAGUUGGUACAAAAUAGGACUCGCUGGCUACUGGAUUGGACUGAGAGCUGAAGCAGAGAAAUGGAAGUGGAUCGAUGGAAGUGAUCUGACUGAAAAAUCCUGGAUGACACAACCUGCUAACAACGGCUACUGUGCAAUUUCUGUCCAAAACCAAGGAUGGAAAUCAGUGAGCUGUGGAAACAAAAACAGUUGGAUCUGCAAAAAGGCGGCUUUAUCUGUUUAA